This is a messenger RNA of Bipolaris maydis ATCC 48331, 674 nucleotides long. NCBI's taxonomy places the organism in Eukaryota, Fungi, Ascomycota, Dothideomycetes, Pleosporales, Pleosporaceae. The record is from RefSeq and is a predicted model, not a curated record.
CGGACAAGAACAAACAGGAAGAAGCACUAGCGACGCCUGAAUGAAGUGCAUCAUCUUGGCCUGAUUACUGUAAAAAGCGCCGUGGUAUCUCGGUGGACAUGAGUGUCACGUGGUAUCAUCAGACUAGGCAACGCAUUCAAGACGUAUGGGUGCACUUGCAAUCCGCCAUGACGAAAUAGCUUAGAGGCUUGCCUCGACGACAUGAGGGGAAGACAUGUAUACACAAACGGGGCCUUCCUGUGAUGGCUGAGACGAAAUCUAGACAUUCUGGUGUAGCUAUGCUUCCGCACUGCGCGAAUAGAUGGUCCAAGAGCCUAUACAAUAGUCUUUAUAUCGACGAACACAAGCUUUGCACUUGCACCCUAGAGUGCGAUGGCACAGUCGGUGCAGGGAACUAUGCCACAUCUAUAUUACAAGCGUGAUGAGUACAUGUUGUUUCCGGGCCAUGGCAGCAAGACGUCGGUGUCCCACUGGCCAUGUACAGAGCUUCAUAGAAGCAGUUCCAGCACACUGGUGCGUUGACCACCCUUCUCAACCUCGGCGCUCUCUCAAUGGCUGAUAUUCCACCUCCCCUUCUUCAACCGCCUCAUAAUCAUCUUGCGCCCCUUUUUUGUCCGCAGACGGCUCAAAAACCCAUGCCUGCGCUUUCGCACCAAAUGACUGGGAUUGUACGU